UUAACACGAUCAGAGUGGAUACAGGAUUACAAUAAUGAUGCACUCUCUUCAGUGAUACUGACGUUAAUUUUAGAUCGUGAAGUGACCAACCACUUAAUGGGAUGGAAUAUUCGUAUUUAUGGUAGAGGCAAGCCAAGUUCUUUUUGGUAUUAGAAUAAACGCUAUAAAGACGUUAAUUGUUUUGACAGCAAUGUAAGCAUCAUACCAAAUGCAAUAUACAGUGACUGAAUGACAUCACCGUGUGUCCUGAAUUAUACUGGGAGUGUCUAAUGCCGUACCCUUGUCGAUUGGAUACUUUUUGAAGACUUUAAUAUUCACGCGGGGCAAAAGGAUUAGCCUACGGAUAUACUUCGAGAUUUGGACACUUUUCGACCAUGUUUUGGAUGGCUUUAAAUGAUAACUAUGCCAAGGUUUAUACACUCGCAAUAGUUUCAUCUUAAGUAGGUCUAUGGAUAACAAGGCUCACGCCCAUGCAAGUACAGGAGUCCACUACAAACCACCUAAGACGAGUCAUUGUCGUUUUAUGGUACGUCAAUAAUAAUCCGAAGUAACUAAAUCAUGGAUUUGUCAACGGAUUCGAAGAAUGUAUCGGUAAAUUCGAGUACCGAUCAUCAUUCACAUGACAUGGAACACAGUCUAUCAACCGUCAUCAUCGCCGCCAUCAGUCUCUCCAUCAUCAUCGUCGUGUCUGUAUGUGCAAAUGCCCUUGCCACCUCCACGAUACUCCGUGUUCGUCUUCUCCGUGAGAAUCUCCACAACCAUCUCAUUGUCAAUCUCAACGUCAUUAGUAUGCUCAUCACAGUCUUUAGUAUGCCGCUGGCGUUGGUGUCCAUCUUCGACGACGGUAAAUUGUUGGAAAACAACACAGGUCUCUGUCUGUUCAACGGGUUUUGUUCAAUCGCUUUUCCUGUAGCCAGCUCGUUCACCGUUCUAUGGAUAGCUGUAGACAGAUACCUAACAGUGGUUUGGUCGAAACGUUUCCCUCCUUCAAACCCCCGAACCAUCUUUAUGAUAGUCUCAACGUGGGUCAUCUCCUGCAUAGUCGCCAUCUUGCCACUCCUCAAUGUACUAUCAGAAUACUUUUACAUGCAUGACACCCACCACUGUUCACCAGUCUGGGAAAAGUGUGAAUUCUACUUCGUAAUCUUCUUCGCUGUGUACGGUCUCAGCAUUCCUAUCAUGGUAGUAUCCUAUGUCUUUGUGGUAUAUCACCUCUGCAAGAAGGAGCGUAAGAUGCAGUCUCAUCAGUCAUUUAGGUCUAGGUCGAGAUCACGAUUCUCUCGGUCCGAACGAUCUGUGAAAAAGACGAAGCGAAUCAAAGCAGAAAGAAGCGCCAAAGAACAGAGUUCCUCUCUGGUUACUGAUUCAAGCCACAAGAACUCGGAACCGACCAAAGGGAAAACACAUCACGAUUCUGGGUACGCGUCCCCUCCGAAGAACUCUCUGGUUGGGACGGAUAGUCCUCCGGGAAGUGCGAAAAUUCUUCCUGGAGAAGCUGUUACUCUCGAGUAUGGAAGCAUGAAUAAGAACAACUCUGCAAGUACCGACGAUGGUCCAGAUGAAAAAAGAUUGUCGGUCUGUGUUCGCCAUGGAUCCGUACGAGAUAUGAUAAAGCGACUGGAGAAAAACAACAACAAGACCAGAUCAAAAUAUGAUUCAUUACCAAAGGCAAGACGAAAAUUGGGUGUGACACCUAACGAUCUACGAAAGGCCGCUUCGGCAAAUGACAUCGUGGAAUAUCGUGAUCCCAGUUUUGAUAAUUGCAGCUCUGGAUCUGAGGACAACAAUGCCAAUAUAAAAUAUUUCGGAGAAGAGUGCUGUCACGCGGAUCUUUUAAAUCAAAGCGAGGUCCAUUGUGAUGACGACAGUACACCUGAAGUGGUAGAAUUUCUUGUUUAUGAAGAUCCUGAACCAGAUCACAGUCCAGAAAGAACAAUGCUCUCGGAGCAAGUUAGAGAAUCUAAUUAUCCUAUCAUACCUAACAUAAUUAUAGACCACGUCUCAAAAGAAGAACCACUACCAGAUUCAGAUGAUGAGAACAGUUCUGAAACACCAAACUCAUCAACAUAUGGUUCCCAAAACGAGGAAAGUGGGGCAACAUUACUGUCAGACACCGUUGAAUCAGGUCUUUUAGCCUUACCAAACAACUCUUGCAUGAAUGAUGAGGACGGUGAACUAUCGUCAUGUAAUGACAAAUAUGGUGACGAUGUCAGAGCGCGAAGCGUACCCGGGUUGCAGUUUUCUGUGGUUAUCCAGCGUCUUGCGACUUCGGACGAGAGUCCAUCAAAUGGCGAAGUUCGACCAAAGAGAGAGGGAUCCAUCGGAAGCUUGUCUUCUAUGAGAAGUGUAACAGGUACCAUGAAACUCAAGAGAGGCAGCACACGACGACCGAGUAUGAGGCCCACCUUAACAGCCGAUAAACAAGUCGCUCUCAUGGGAGGAUUGCUGGUACUUACCGCUGUAAUUUGCUGGACCCCAUACUUUGUUAUCCACUCGUGUUUCUUCCCCAUGGACAUCGCGCCUCAUUGGACCAGCAUAUUGACCACAUGGUUAGCCUACUUGAAUGCAAUGUUUAAUCCUCUGAUUUACUCAUUUACCAAUCGUCGUAUCCGGGCUAUGGUGGCAACGUUUUGCGGAAAGCGCUGCAGAAGGAUGAGAGCGUUGCUGUGCAAGAAAAGCCAGGAAACAACCACGAUCGUACCACAUUAGGGCGAUUCCAUGGGUGUCGUACGGGACAUUUUGUCAACAAUUUCUAGUCU
Lytechinus variegatus (green sea urchin) is the source of this 2759-nucleotide messenger RNA. RefSeq names its product probable muscarinic acetylcholine receptor gar-1. The coding region runs from base 559 to 2709 and encodes 716 amino acids. Gene Ontology annotation, biological process: G protein-coupled receptor signaling pathway. The transcript is spliced from 5 exons. The record is from RefSeq and is a predicted model, not a curated record. Gene Ontology annotation, cellular component: membrane. Gene Ontology annotation, molecular function: G protein-coupled receptor activity; peptide binding. Lineage: Eukaryota; Metazoa; Echinodermata; Echinoidea; Temnopleuroida; Toxopneustidae.